Molecule: messenger RNA, 4561 nt
Organism: Spirodela intermedia
Lineage: Eukaryota; Viridiplantae; Streptophyta; Magnoliopsida; Alismatales; Araceae
Source: the annotation of a GenBank genome assembly
AUGGAUGAGGUGAGAGCCACGUCUCGCUGGGUGGCAAGCCGCGCUUCUCACGUCUCCAUCGACUCUUCAGGUUCGUCGUCAUAUUCUGUUUGAUCGAAAAUGCUUGAAUCUAGGUUUUUUCUUCGUGUAUUGACGUUUUUUUUGGAUUUAUGGUUUUUAUAUUGAUUCUGAAGAAAAUUAGAAUGAUGCGAGAUUUGCUCUGAAUAGCCGACAGUGUCAUUAAUCGUUUCUACGAGUGGAGUGGAGUGGAGUGGAGGGUAUAUUGAAAUAUGGUAAUGGAUUAGGGAACGGGGACAUAAGACGUCGCCGGGUUUCCUGCAGCUGAUGUUUACGGCGGGCGUCUACUUUUGAAGCGUCUAAUUUUAGACAUCAUUCUUGCGUCCGAACGUUGGGAACCAGUUUUGAUAUAUACGAGCAUAUUCUGUGAGGAUCAUUUCGUAGUCCAUAGAAAGCGGUUCGAUGCCUACGGUGGUGUGACCCUGUUUUUGUUUAUGUUUCUUUUUUAAUCGUGGAAGUCGAAUUCGGGCGUACCUUGCGUUGAAUCAGUGAAAGAAGAAGCUUACUCUUUUCUCUGUUGUGACAUGUGGAGCUCUCGAAGUUACAGAUCGUUUAUUUUAAUUUUACAAAUGUGUGUUUACUAAAUCUUCUUCCGUUAUCGUCGUUUGCAAUUAAUGUACUUAUGAUACUCCUUUUCAGUUUGGAACAUUAUUCUGAUCAGAAUAUCACAUUUGCAAAAAGAAAAUUAGACAAUAUUGACGGAGAAAUAUUUUUCAUCAUUUCGACCUUUUCAGCACUCGCAAAAGUGAUCGAUAAGACUCAAGGUUCAAUUCCAAAAGUUGAAUGGGAUUUUGAAGGGAUUCACUAUUUUGAUAAUGGGCCGCUAACUGUUCAGUACUUGUUUGUUUUGGAUGCGCUGAACUUCUGCUUUUGGCCAGGUACGUUGCCUAUCAAUAAUUGCCUUGACUUUCUUGACUAAUCUCUUAUAAUAUUGUCUAUUUGGGUAUAUUUUUAGGGGAAUAUAUUGGAAUGUUAUACAGCAAACCUUUUCUUAACGUAAAUCUUUUGUGUUAGUGUUGGGGAUUUAUAGUGCUUAAUUGAUUAUUCAAAUGGUUUAGCGUUUUGACAAAAAAUAUACUUUAAGGCUACGUUCACGCACCAUUUAACUCAUUGAAAAAUCAACCUUUGGACUUUUGCUCCAAGCAACUCAUGCGUAUCCCAGUCUGUGGAAUUAUUGGCUUGUACUUAUCUCAUCGUGCCCUUGUCUCCAGUGCCACUUUAAAAAACCUUUGAUUCAACAGUUAAUCUACACUUCUCUUUGAUAAACCAGCAUUCAUGCGACAUCAUUCCUCAUCAUCCACUUCAUAAGGAAUAAUUAUGAGAAUCCACUGGGAGACAUCAGUGAGAGAUUGGAUUCUAGAUUAGAUGUGUGCUGAGGAACAUUCCCCAUCUUGUGGUGCAUAAACUAGCUGCAAAAUAUUUAUAACGUGUUGAAUAGUGUAGAUUAAAAAGAUAGCCAGUCAUGUUCCAAAAAGACACCGAUGCGGCAUCCUGGACGAGCAGGCUUUAGGUGCGAUGGGUCCAGACGACUUGGUCGCCUGUUCUUGCAAUAUUGAGUGUUUGACUUCUUUGAAGAAAUUUUCGAUUUAAGGAAUGUAGAAUGCAUCAGUCCGCUGACAUUGUGAUAUUAGAUAUACCUGUAAGUGUGAUUUGUUCUUCUGCACAUCUGCAAGUAUACAGUUCGCAUCCGAGGUCUCUUUUUCAGAUUUCUUGGAUCUCUUAAACUCUAAUUUAUUUCAGAGUUUUACUUCUUAUCACAACAUUUGGUAUCGGAGCUGAGUCAGUCAGUCUAGGUAUGUCGAAGUUGCAAUCAAGUUGGUAUGAAUUAACUUGUCUUUCUAGGACUGGAUAUCUUUCCAGCCAGCCAACCUGUUGGGAUAGGUGUGGAAUGAUUGAAAAUAGGGAGCAUGGUUAUGAUAUAUCUAAGAUGCUUUGGCUUUCUUGCCAAGUUUCCCAGUGUAAGUGUUAACCCAGGAAUUUGCUUGUGCCAUCCUAAUUUAGCUUGAUGAAGAUCAAGGAUCAGUUAAAAUGGUUUUUCUAUGUGGGCGUUUUCUGGUUUAAAUUUUCUAUGGCCCAGUAUGUCUUGGUUAAAAUAACCAACCCAGAAGUAUUUUCUCCUAGCAGACAAGGACUUGAACUAUGACCAUUUGGCGUUGGGCCUCAGGGAUGCUUUGUGGAAUGAUGGCUCCGCUCUUGAUGCUGAUCGUCUUCAAAAGUAUACCGGUAUAUUCUUGCCAUAUGUUCUUCUGAUGCUAUGACGUGGUCUAGGAAUGGAGCGUCUCCUUUUUUUCCUUUUCUCUUUUAAUUUUUUCGACAAUGAAAAUAACUAAUUUGCAAUUGAUUUGGAUUGGCGUUUGGCUCAUGACUAUUAUUCGUUAGUAAGGAAAGUGAUAAUUUCUUUUCAGGCUCUCAAUUGCGUGAUUUACUAAAGUGGCCCCGGCCACUUCCCUUAGAGGAGGAGCGUGUUCGCUUAUUGCAUGAGGUACCACGUUUCGUCCUCCUGUGCUUCUUUCGGAUCUCACUGCUCAUUCUCGACAUAUUUUUUAAGUAAUUUUAUAUUCCAGGUUGGGAAUGUUUUGGAAAAACGUUUUGAAGGAAAAGCUGCUAACCUUGUGGAGGCCUGUGGAAAAUCUGCUAUGACUCUUGUUUCACUUAUAGCACAGAAUUUCCCUGGUACCUUUCGUUUUUAUUUCAAAACGUUUUUCUUUAAGAAUUAAUUCUAUUAGACGGUAAGUGAUGAUUCUGGAAAUUCAUCUGCUACUGCUGUUGGUAAAUCAUCAUUUUUAUCGUUUUCCUUGCCUUCGUUUUACAGAUAGUUUCAAACUUACUUUCCCAUUGUCCUUGUAAUAGAAUGGGAGAUGAUACUAACUGAGAUCUGAGUUUCGAAUAUAAUUUAUUAAGAAUUACUCGUUUCUAUUAGGAAUGAUUGAAUAUUUGGAUUGAGCGAUCAUUUGCAUGUUCUUUCUUCUGUAUGGGAAAAUCAUAUUUCACAGAAUGAGACUGCUCUAUCCUUGCAUUUUCUCUUAAGAUAAUAAAUCAUCACCACACCCAGAUUUCCUGCCAGAUUCAUGGUUAAUAUAAUUUUUUAUCAUUAUCGAACAAAAGAAUGCGGUCAUCUGGAUUAAAAUUUCCCUGUUUUCCAUUUAUAGCCACGACCCUUAAAUCUAUCAUGGAGAGUGCAAAUUAACCUUUUUGUGCCCUUUUUUUCAAUGUUAGGUUUCCGAGAUCAUUCAUUGUACAAGGGUCGCCAGAUCUUCCUAUACAAGAGAGCUCAGAUAUUCGCAGCAGAUUUAUGGGGCGCCUUCAAGGGUCAAGGAUACGGUCAUUUCCAUGACGUGAGCUCGAUUACUAUAUUUGCAGACUACAUCGUUCCAGCCGCACUGAGGCAGCUCGGUGUGCUGAUGUACUCUGCAAAGUUGUCGGAUGCCAUUGACACCCAGAAGGAAAUCCUCUCUGGCAGCGAGGAGGAAGUCGAGCUCCGGGCUUGCACAAUCCACGCUGUAGAACUGAUGAGGGAACAGAUGAAGUUGCAGUUCGGGAAACAGGUGAAUAUUACAUCUGGGUCCUCUUAUUCUCCUCCCGCAUCCCAUCCUUUCCAUAUAUAUUUGAAUUAUCUCUCCGAAAAAAAGAAUAAUACUCUAAUUGAUUCUUUUGUGGGGUCCAAUCUGCAAAAAAAUAACCUUGCUCUUGUGGGAUUGACGAUGGGCAGAUUGUAAACUAUUGGCCCAUCGGGCCGUCCAGACCAGGCUGGUUUUUAGCUUAGAAUGAGCUGAUCUGAGAUUAACCAUACUAUAUAUAUAAUGAUCUGAGCUUCUGAGGUCUCCCGGUUCCAUCUAUGCUGGCCCUGACAAAAAUACUGAAUGGCCUGAUACUCGUAGCUGGGAUUAUUUUUGCCAAUCCUGAGUUAAAUCUGGUGCUUUUUUGGGUUCCUGGAGUAGAGAUAAUGAACUAUUUUAGGAAAAUAAAUAGGAGUCGACCUUCUUUUGCUCAGGUUUUGUUCAUAUUGGGGAGGGAUGGGGGGUUAGUCUGAUUUUAAUGAUGGCCCCUCACUCAUGGGUCUGUCUAACACCGAUUUUUAUUUAUUUAUUUAUUUAUUUAUUUAUUUAUUUAUUUAUAUAUAUAUUGGGGAUCCCUUGCUAUUCCCGGGUCAGGUCUGGGCCCUCAUCGGGUUUAGUCGAUGGGAGAGAAUUAUAAUUUUACUAUUUUAGGAAAAGAAAUCCUCAUGCGGCUCAUGUUUCUAUUUAGUUGUUUGGGGAGUGAGUGCAGCGGUUCAUUCUUUCCGUCAAAUUCUACUCCUCUGACCACGGUUGUUAUUAUUAUUUUUAUUAUUGUUAUUAUUGUUAUCCUCAAGAACUCUGUCAGAAUGCAUUUCUUCCGGGCAAUCUGACGAUUGUAUGAUCCUGUCUGGCAGGUGCUGAGCAUAGACAUUGAUCUCUGGCUGUGGUCCUGGGGGGUUCGGACCCCAUCGUUGCCCCAUCACCGCACCCUCUCCAUAUACUACUGA